AGUAAUUAUAUGUUAGUAAUAUUAUUUUUUAUUUUUCUAAAACCAUAAAAUAAAUUAUCUAUCUAACAAGAUCUAUUAUGCAUGAAUUAAAUUGUAUAGUAAAAUUAAUUUAAAUUGAUAUUAUUUAAUAUUAAUAAAUAAUAGUAUAUUAACUUUCAAUUAAUAGAAAAUCUCAAGUAAUAGAAAAUCAUAAAAUUUUUAAAUUGUAACUAUUGAUUUCUCCCUUAUAUGUAUACUUAUCAAAUACCAUAACAUUUUGUAUUCCUUUUCUUUUGAUUAUAUACAAUUUAUUGCAUUAUUAAUAUUUUCUAAAAUUAUUAAUAGUUUGAUCAUUUGAAUUUAUUAUUAUUUUAUUGAUUAUAUAAAGAAAUAUGUUUAACUCAUAAAUUAAUUACAUUUAGAUUAUAAUUUAAUACUAUUGAGAUAUUCUUUACUUUAAGAUAAAUUUCGUAAAAGAAUUAUAAUAUAACAAAUUACACUAAUAACAUUGAAUUACAAAACAAGAAUAAUAUUAAAAUAAUUUCAUUAUCUAAAAUACAUCAUAAAAGCUAACUAUGAAGAGUAAGUUAGCUUUACAAUUGAGAAACACAAAAACUUCUAUACCCAAAAAAUGAAGAAAGUGUUCCUUAACUUUAUGCUAUUGUCUUUUCUUCUUGAUGUUGCCUUCCAUCUUGCAAAUGGAGCCGAGGUGAACCAUCAAGCGCAAUGUGACUCAGACCUUGAGUGUUACACCAUGCGUAGUUGUCUAACAGGUCCAGGAUAUUGCGACAAUGGAGUUUGCAAGUGUCCUAAAUUACAAGUUGUGGAUACAAAUGGAGCGGUUGUGAAUCAUCUAGGGCAAUGUGACACUGAUCUUGAGUGCUAUACCAUGCAUUGUGACAGAGGUGACGGUUAUUGCGAUCACAGCAACGUCGAUGGAGUUUGCAAGUGUCCUAAAACAUGCACCUCAAACCCUGAGUGCUCUGGCAUGGGUUGUGACACAGGUCGAGGAUAUUGCAACAACGGAGCUUGUAAGUGUCCUAAAUUACAAGCAGCGGAGACGAAGAAACACACAAAUGGAGUCGAUCUGAAUCAUCUAGGGCAAUGUGACACUGACCUUGAAUGCUAUACUAUGCCUAGUUGUAACAGAGGUAAUGGUUAUUGCGAUCAGAAAGACGGAAAGUGUAAGUGUCCUAAAUAGAGACACAAAUAAACAUGAGUAGAGCAUAUAUGAGUCUUAUGUUCCCGACUUAAAGCAAUUUGUAUCAAACUGCCCAAGUAAGAUAUAUGUAUCCCAAAAGAUUAUAAAUAUAUUAUUAAAAGACUAA
Brassica rapa (field mustard) is the source of this 1307-nucleotide messenger RNA. RefSeq names its product integrin beta-1-like. The record is from RefSeq and is a predicted model, not a curated record. Lineage: Eukaryota; Viridiplantae; Streptophyta; Magnoliopsida; Brassicales; Brassicaceae.